AUGUUAGUCACGCACGAUGGAUCGUUUAAGAAACGUAAAUUAAGCGAAGAAUUGCCUGAUCCUUAUAAUGCUCAUAGAGUUGAUGUUGAGGAAUUGCCUGGUCCGAGUAUCAAUCCUCCUAAUGUUGAGGUGAGUGCGAGUAAAAAUGCUAACGUGCGAUCAAAAAAUAUUAUCCGACAAUAUCACGAAAGCUAUUUAUCAUUUGGUUUCACGUCGAGUGGUGAAGAAAUGCCUAUACCUCAAUGCCUCAUGUGUAGUGAAAAAUUAUCUAAUGAAAGUAUGGUACCAAGUAAGCUGAAAAGGCACCUGCUUACAAAACAUGGUUUUGCGUCUGAAAAGCCUCUAGAUUUUUUCAAAAGGUUAGCCUCAGAUCAAAACAGACAGGCUUCAAAGUUUAUAAAACAUUCAACUGUAUCAGAUAAGGCACAGGAAGCUAGCUAUGCUGUCGCGGAACUGAUAACAAAAAAAAUGAAAUCUCACACAACAGCAGAGUCGACCAUUUUACCAGCAUGCUGUGAAAUCGUUAAAAUUUUGUUUGGUGAAGAUUUUGAAAAAGAAGUUAGGAAAAUUCCGCUAUCUAAUAACACUGUCCAAAGGCGUAUUGAAGACAUGUCUAAAGAUGUUGAAUUCCACGUGAAUGAAAAACUUAAAGCAGCUGAAUUGUUUGCUCUUCAAUUAGAUGAGUCUACAGAUGUAACCGGAAAACCUCAGGUCAUGACAUUCGUAAGAUUUAUAUGCGAUAAUGAGUUGAUAGAACAAUUUUUAUUUUGUAAAGACCUUCCUGAAACUACAAGAGGACAAAACAUUUUUAAUUUGGUUAACAAUUAUUUUACCACUGCCAAUAUAUCAUGGAAGUUUUGUUUGAGUGUUUGUACAGAUGAGUGCCCUCCAAUGAUUGGUCAUUUAACAUGUUUUUUGGCAUUAGUUAAAAAAGAAAACCCGGGUAUUAUUUUCACUCACUGCUUCAUACACAGAGAAGCUCUCGUUGCUAAAUCUUUGAUGCCUGAGCUCAAUGAAGUAUUGCAAACUGUUGUCAAAAUGGUAAACUUCAUUAAAAGUAAACCUUUGAAAUCAAGAUUAUUUAAUCAAUUGUGUUCUGCUAUGGACAGUGAGCACACCCAGCUUUUGUUUCACACAGAAGUAAGAUGGCUAUCUCGUGGAAGUGUCCUACAAAGAUUUUAUGAACUUAGAGAAGAGUUACUAUUGUUUUUUACUUGUGAAGAAUCAAAACAUGCUGAUUUUCUCAGUGAUGAUUCCUGGUGUGCCAAAGUAGCCUUUCUAGCAGAUAUAUUUGAAAAACUGAAUUACUUAAACAAGAGCAUGCAAGGAAAGCAAGAGAACAUUUUAACAUCUACAGAUAAGAUCAGUUCUUUUCAACAGAAGUUGUUACUAUGGAUUUCAAAAAUUGAAAAACAGACAAAUUGGGAUAUGUUCGAUCUUGUCAAGAACUGUCACGUUAAUUCAGAUCUUACAAACUUAAUUUUAAAAACUCUACAUUUGCUUUAUGAAAAUAUAAAAAAGUAUUUUCCGUCUUUGGAUGUCUCAUCAAUGGACUGGGUGAGAAAUCCUUUCAUUGACUCAGCAUAUGAGACUGCAUUGUUUACCACUGAUGAAGAAAGUGAAUUGAUUGAUAUAAAAAAUGACCGUGGUCUUAAGCUACAGUACUCUAAAUUAGUUGAAGAUAUUGCGAGAGAGUCAAAGUUAAAAAAAAUUGCAUGA
Molecule: messenger RNA, 1719 nt
Organism: Aphis gossypii (cotton aphid)
Lineage: Eukaryota; Metazoa; Arthropoda; Insecta; Hemiptera; Aphididae
Product: zinc finger BED domain-containing protein 5-like
Exons: 2
Coding region: 1-1719 (572 amino acids)
Source: RefSeq, a predicted model, not a curated record